AUGAACUCCUUUCUUCGCGGCCAAAGCGUUACCAUUUUUUUCUUGUCAUUAGAACUUUACUUAGCUUACGUGGAAGGUAAGUGCUGCGAUUUUAGUUUUUUUAAGUUAAACGCUUCCAUUUAAAUAUUUUUGGAUUACUUUAUAUCAUGUCUUGGUUAUAUGAACAAAUUCUAAUUUUCACAGUAUGGAACGAGCAUGGUUUUCAUUUUCAUCCACUGCACGUGUCUUUGGCUUAUUUCUUUUGAGUCUGCCCCUUUUUGAACCAUUCUCAACUAUGAAAUAAUAUAUAGAUAUAAACAGAUUUUAAAUUCAUAUGCACCUAUUUUCAACUUAAAUAUUUUCUGUCAGAUUUCUUCUUUAGCUUAGCUGUUAAUUUAUUCUUUAAUAAACGUUGCAAUUUCUGCACAAUUGGGUUUCAACACUCUUUUAUCACAUGAAACGCUUACGUUGUGCAUGAAUGCUCUCUGAAUUUCUAAGAUAAAAAAAUAUAUAUAUUUAUUACCCAAAGGGGUUACGUACGUCACAAGGAUAUUGCUGUUUCAGGUCAUGAUCAAUUCUGUGAUGCUGAAGCCAUUACUUUGUGCUUUUUUAAAUUUGUUCAAGCUCAAAAUACUCCUAUAGACAGUUGUAUAGACUGGUUAAGAAAAUAUCAAACAAAUAGAGAGAACUAGUGUGACUUCAUGUUACCAUGGUAGCAAAAUAUUUGGAUCACAACAAUAGGGAGCUUAAGCAACAACGACGGCGACGGCAACGAGAACGGUCAAAAAGCAAUAAGUUUAGAAAGCAAAACAACAACUUUGCACCUGCAUCACGCUUUUUUGUACAUUUUUUAGCCGUCGUAGCAUGACUAUAAAAAAAACGACGUGAAACUUCUUAAUUUCACGCGUCCGCUUUAUAAACUAGGUGAACACAACACGAUUUCUUUUUCUAGCUUAAAUAAUGUCCUUUCGUAUUUAACCCCAGAAAAUUUAGCCAACAUUUGUCAAAUUAAUUGAAACUGAACGAGAUCGAUGAGGUCUGAAACAGUUUUACGUGACGUUUUCCGGUUUGUUGUCAUCCAGAAAUUUUGCUACCAUGGUAACGUGACGUAACGACUUCUCCUCUCCAUUACAGCAGGGAUCACUUGUCUAAUAACUUUCUUAGUCAUUUUUCCAUGCAUAGGUUUAAAACUUCAAAAAUCUCCUAUCACUUUCAAGUUUCAAUGUCCAUCCUUGCCAUCCGUUGCAAGAGACGACAGGAAAAAGUUUGCCUAAAACUAAAUACACAUUUUAUACCAGGUUUUAAAAGGGUAGCAGAUAGCGUGAAGUAAACCCUGUAAUUGCUUAGCAUUGAAUGAUGAAUGAUUACUGAUAAGCUUUAUUGAGGAUGCCAACUUCACUUAACUAGUGGUUUACAGGAGCGGGUCCUCUUAGACUAAAAUCAUUAACGAAAAUAACAAUUUACAUGAUAUUGAAAGUUUAAAAAAUGGUAAAAGUUUUAAAAAAAGUUACAUGAUAAAAGUUUAAAACAUGAGAUGUACAUCAAUAAAAACUAAGAAUCUAAAAUCACUUAAAUUAUAAACAUAUAUUUAAUAACAUGCAGGUAUGUAAGCUACUUUUCAAUUGAAAACCAAGCGCUUCCAAAUAAGUACCUUUCAAAAUCUGUCCUGCUCUGGAUCAGAUAUAACGCAGCUGAAAAAAUUCCGCUCAUCAAUUUCUCGUCACAUAAAAGUUGUCAUCUAUUCAGCAGAGCAACAUGAGCCCUAAGCUAAGCUCUCUCCUCUCUCCACGGCCUAGCUCUUGUAUUUUCAUACAUUUCUCCGCUGUUUGAUGUCAUUUCUGGUGCUAAAGUAAGCCAGUUUCAACAUAAACUGACUCUCUCGUUUCAGUGUACAACAACACAAACGUACAUAAAUGUUUCACGAUUAACUACCCCUUUUACCCCCUUACAACCCUAUAAAAUUAAGGAUACCAAUACAGUAUUUGCCAUCUUUGUCCCCGCUUUUUGCAACAUAUAUUUGUCCACAGCAAAUUUGAUCUAUUUUUUUGUGCAGUUUUUUGUUCAUGUGAGAAGACGGAUGUUGACUGUUUCAGGUGAAUGUCGACAACUGUCGUUUCGAGCUUCCCUCGCCUUUACAGCUAAACGUCUGCAGAACCACACAAUAAGAAUUCAGCAGGUCCCAGAUGUAAAUAGCUGCGAGCGCCUUUGUAUCUGGGAAUCUAACUGCGUCAGUAUUAAUUUCAAAGAGAAAAAUGGGAGCUGUGAGUUGAAUAAUGCAACUGAUCGGAGGUAUGGUUAUCACCUUGAGGACGAUGCUGACUACGUAUACCAUGGAGCAGAUGUAAGAGUACAUCAUAACAUUUAUAUUUAGAUUUAGAUUAGCAAAGCCAAAAACGAAGCUCUCGUGUGAACUGUGAAGAAAUGUCUUUCUGAAGUAAAGUUUUCUAAGCCUGCGAUCAGUUGAAUAGCAUAACCGGGCAGCAGAAAAAUUAAAUAAAACACGUCACCUCAAUGAAUUUUUCACCUGAACCCGCGAUACAGUCAUGUGACACUGGUCAGCAGAUACCCUAUUGUGACAGCUGCCAAUAGAUCAUAACAUGGAUGCGAGGCAUUUCACAUCCGGUAACAUGAACAAGCGGAAAUACGAACGGACGAUUUUGUCGGAACCAAAUUUCUUGGAUGCAUAGGUUGCAUGUUUACCAUUUACAAAAAGUUUCUAGAAAAUCCGGUUGGAUAAAGCAAAUGGAACAAAACGUUUUGGAUAGCUCCUGCGGACAAUAUCCAGGAGCAACGGAACACCUGAAAAGGUAAUCCUGUUUUUCGGGACGGAAUAUUCCAAAGGGAAAUUCGUGUUCCAUUUCUUAAGAGUCACCCUUGAUACCAGCUUCAAGGUCGUUUUUCAGUAAAUGGAAGUGAUUUGUACAAAUGGCGAAAGCGGUUGCGGGACGAAAUUUCCAAGUCCUGAAUUUUGCUUAUCAUUUGCCUAAACUGUGGACCGAUAAAUCGAUAAAUCACUAUCAAGUACGCCACAAGAUUCAACUGUAAAAUGUUUACUGGUAAUGCCUACACCUGGCUUCUGACGCACGUUCCUAGGAGUACGUUCCUUUGGGAUGAUCUAGAUCAGGAUCACUGAUCCGCGAUCACUCGGAUCAUGUUAGAUCAAGUGAACCAAUGAAUCCUUGUCCAGAGUGGAUUCAUCGGUUCAUUUGCAUUUGAUCUACUAUGAUCCGAGUGAUCUCGGCUCACUGAUCCUGAUCCGGAUCAUCUUAAAGGAACUUACCCUAGGACUUUGGGCUGGCAAAAACGCUUGCCAAAGCCCUGCCUGGGAGAUUUGACCUCACCCUUCCGAUUUCAACUGAAAUUGUGUAUUACUUAUUAACCAAGAGUGAGGUCAUUACAGGCAAAUCUCAGACCGCGAGGCCUUGAUGUAUUGACCGAGCGAACGCGACGGCAAUACAUCAAGACCGAGGUCUGAGAUUUCCCUGUAAUGACCAAACGGACGAGGUCAGUUAGUUGUUUAUUGUAUGGCCUUUUCUCUAUGGACUGCCUCAGUCAGCAUGCGAUCAAUUAAAACCAGCAACUGGCCAGCAGAUAACACGUCACCUUAAUGAGUUGUACACUUGAACCCGCGACACAAUCAGGUGACACUGGUCAGCGGAUGUCCUUUUUUGACAGCUGUCUGUAUGGCCAUAGGGAUGUCCACUAUUGUAUAUGCCUUGGAAACCUUGUUAGUAAUGCCCAGUCAUUACAAGAAAACAGCCAAUCAUAGCGCGCAUACUAUUGUAGUCAUGUAAAAAACUAGGAGAGACUUUUUUUGAAAAAGUGCCCCACUUAAUACCCACACUUUCUUUCCUGCAUGCAGAUCGGAUGCAGAAAUAGACAACAGCAUGUCUACUUGGCAGAUUUAGUCAACACAACAGCAAAUGUGAACAUGAUAGAGCGCUGAAAGGUGAAAUCGAAUUGCAGAGCUUUAAUUAGCGUCUCGGCCAUGGGUCAUUUCGGUUUUUAGAUCUGCGCGAGCCUAUGUCACUGUCGUCACAUUGUCUAAUUUACCAUAUCUGCCGACUGUCCUUUUUGUGGGGAGGAAAUUUUCUCAUGUCUUACCCAGACAAGUUUCGCUUUGAUUACUUGGAUUUGCUACAUUUCAUCUCAUUCACUGUUCAUUUGUUUCUUGAAAGAGUGCUUGUGACGUCAAUCCGUGCCAUAACAAGUUUACCUGCCAGUCGGGAUUUACAGACCAACGGUAUAGUUGCGUAUGUGCGCCGGGAUUUACCGGCGAAGAUUGUGGACAGGGUAAGAAUAAAUGAAUUGAAAACGAUUUUGUUUUUCUACCAUUCCUUCUAACACCAUUACCUGAAGGAUGCUGCUGAUUAAGAAUUAUUUUCAGAGCCAGCUUUGAUUUCAUUUGUUAUUGUUACUCAAAAGAAGUAAAAUAAAGCUAGGGAGUACUCUCUAUGAACCCUUACUCACAACUUUGUGAGGUCGUCAGGACGAACGAAAGCACACUCGGGGACAAUUAUUAAGGGAGUACUCUGUAUGAACCCUUGCUCACAACUUUGUGAGGUCGUCAGGACGAACGAAAGCACACUCGGGGACAAUUAAGGGGGCAGAAUAUUGCUUUCUGGAAAGAACAAAAAGAGCGCGCAUGGCCUUCCUAGUUUACUUGGCAACCGAGUUAAAGGGGAACUUAAAUACUCGUUUUCCCUUCACCUCACACACAGAUUUUAGCUACACACGCAAUUUUUUGUUUCAAGAAUACAGUUGACAAAGUACUUUUUUCAUGACAAAACAAAUGAAACAAUAAUUAUUUGUUCUUGGUUCAGAAAUAUUGUGAUUCACAGUCUGACAUGACUGUGCUUUAGGCGUUGUUUUGAGACAAUUCAGUAGGAUGGCUUGGCUGUUGUUUGCUUGGUAGCUUUAAGCGAGCAACUAAUUUUAAAUUUUGUCCUGUGUCGUUUAUUAUUAUACAGAGUCUUUUCCUUAUCUCAAAUAUUUCAAUUUGCUCAGAUAUCGACGAAUGCAGUGUCUUUCCCUCCAUCUGUGAUAUAAAUGCUAUCUGUCGGAAUAGUGAAGGAUCUUACCUGUGUUCAUGUAAGGAGGGGUUUGCUGGUGAUGGCAAGGCUUGCAAAGGUAAAGCGAAUAACCUAUAACCUAUUAAAAGUAUAAUAACCUAAAGGUGUAGUGCUACUAUAAACAAUUCUUAACUAUACGUGCGUCUAUUUAACAAUUAUUCCUCGAGCCCGAAUGGCCUCUGAGUCAAUAGCCCAUGAGGCUGAAGGCCGAAUGGGCUAUUGACUCAGAGGCCAUGAGGGCGAGAGGAAUAAUUGUUUUAGUAAAAUACAACUAGUUGGUCAAAAAUAUCGAGAAUAAAAAAAAUUUAGCUAGUUAAAGCUAGACUUUAAUCCCUUUUUGCCGCCAAAAAGCCCGCGCUUUUCGCUACUAGUGGGCUAUAACAUAUAACCUAGUAGUAGCUCAACCAAUCAGAACGCAGCAUUGAUAAUAGACCACUAGCUGGAUUUGACUAAUGAGGAAUAACUAGACUGAUUGAAUCAUACAUAUUAGAUCAAGAAUUGAGAAUAUACAGAGUUUUUUCCUGAUCACAAAUAUUUCAAUUUGCCCAGAUAUCGACGAAUGCAGUGUCUUCCCCUCCAUCUGUAAUAUAAAUGCUAUCUGUCGGAAUAGUGAAGGAUCUUACCUGUGUUCAUGUAAGGAGGGGUUUGCUGGUGAUGGCAAGGCUUGCAAAGGUAAAGCGAAUAACCUAUAACCUAUUAAAAGUAUAAUAACCUAAAGGUGUAGUGCUAUUAUAAACAAUUCUUAACUAUACGUGCGUCUAUUUAGCAAUUAUUCCUCGAGCCCGAAUGGCCUCUGAGUCAAUAGCCCAUGAGGCUGAAGGCCGAAUGGGCUAUUGACUCAGAGGCCAUAAGGGCGAGAGGAAUAAUUGUUUUAGUAAAAUACAACUAGUUGGUCAAAUAUGUCGAGAAUAAAAAAAAAUUAGCUAGUUAAAGCUAGACUUUAAUCCCUUUUUGUCGCCAAAAAGCCCCGCUUUUCGCCACUAGUGGGCUAUAACAUAUAACCUAGUAGUAGCUCAACCAAUCAGAACGCAGCAUUGAUAAUAGACCACUAGUUGAAUUUUACUAAUGAGGAAUAACUAGACUGAUUGAAUCAUACAUAUUAGAUCAAGAAUUGAGAGGAAACAUAAGGAGAGGGAAAAAUCAAUGUAGGGAUAUGGUAGAUGGGUUGAAAUGAUUUGCAAAACAUUUGAAAAGAAAACAAAACUAACUAUCUGCAAAUAUUUAAAACAUGUCUGAAAGUGUUUUGUCUGACAUCGAGACGCUCAUUGACAGAUUAUCUAAAGAAGACGAGUGGGAGUGUUUCGUUUGAUAUUCAAUCACCGAGAUUUAAAAAAAAAAACGCAGGAAAUCCCAGCACUGUGACUGCGUGUGUUCAAAAACGGAUGGCAGAAUCUAGUGAGAUAUCCAGACUCUCAGAGGUGAUAUACCAAACAGAUGAAGGAGCGUUUCGUCUGAUAUCAGGACAAAAUGAAAAGUGAAACACGAAUCACCAGUGGGAGUGUUUCAUCCAAUAUCCCGCGGCCACCAGUGGAAAUAUUCAAACACGAGUGGGAGUGUUUCAACCGAUAUCAAGACACAAUUGAAGUUAUUAAAAAGAGUCGCGACCCAUUUUUCCCGUCGAUUCUGAUGAUUCUGAAUAUUGGUUGAAACACGUCAUUUUAGCAGGCGCGUUUAUAUAUAGCUCCUCAAAUAAUCAGCUCUAUUCAAGUUUUAGAGAAAUUCAUUCUUGGAAAUUCGAAAAAUGCUAUGACGAUCAACAUUCCAUUUCUUUGUUUCUCCUCCAUGUGUUGUUAACGAGUUUCAGAGACGCCACCUAGAAUUUAUAAUGUACUGUUAAUCGUGUGUUUGAUUUUGCUGCAUUUAAAGAAUAUAAGCAGGCAUACAUUUCGUCAUAUUUUUUAAAUGCAAUAAGAUGAAAAUAAUCUGUUGCUCAUUUCCUCCAGCUUACGAAACCGUUGGAUGUUAUAAGGACACCGCAAAUCGAACAAUCUCAAGUCUAGAAGGACAGGACCCAAUUUUAGAUGGACCAUUCACGGAACGAGAAAACCCCAUUUCCAAAUGCGCGUCCGCUGCCAUCAAAGCGGGUUUCAUUAUUUUUGCAAUUCAGGAUGGUGGUCAGUGUCUCUCAAGUGCCACAGCACCGCAAACGUUUGACAAAUAUGGAGAAUCAAAUGAUUGUCAGUCUGAUGGGGAAGGAGGAGUGAUGGCCAAUCACGUUUAUUACAUCAAAGGUACGAUAUAAUGGUCGUAGAAUAAAAAAAAAAAUACUGCUCCGGGGAGGAGCAUUGCCAACUAUGGGCUACAUAGGUUUAUUGCUCAUCCAAAAUAUUUCACCGUCUCUGAUUCGCUCCAAUCUUCCGGCCAUUUUUUCAUAAGCAACUGGCAGUUAUCAUAUUUGGAAGAUGUGAGCAAUGUAUCAUCGAUGCGAUGGUAUAUUUAGGUUGUUCGAUGGUAUAUUUGCCUGAAAUCGAGGCUGCUUAAGUGACAGCAAAUUAAUAAACGGCGUUCUCGGCUUUCCAAAAAACUAAGGACUAAGUUUUCAACAUAGUGUACGAGGAUUUAUGCUCACUUUACUAGAACUAAGAAAUAUUUAGAAUGAAUAAUAAAACAAUUAUUGAAUUGGGCUUUCGUAUGAUGUGAAGAAUUAUGCUGAUCUCGGAGGCUGUUAUCCACCUCGGCCAAAAACAUUCUUCUCGACCUGCAUAAUUAUUCACAUGAACCUCAGCGUCAUGCAAUAAUGAUGUUUAAUGUACCGCUCUGAGGGUUGUGGUUUCAAGCGGUUUAGUCUUGGAUAGGGUCAUAGAAUUCAGGGCGUUUUGGUCUAGAACUGGGUAUCAUUUUCCAGGAAACUGAACAAAUGGUUGAUGAUUUUAGUCUGGACUUGAGAAACUGCGAAUUGACACCUAAAACAUGAAAUCCGAAAAUUCAAAUUUGCUGACAACUCAGUUUAAUAGCAAAAGCGUCGACUUUGGUAUUGUCUGGAAAUAGCGACUCAAGGAUGGGAAGGAUUUUGGGAGUUUUAAUAGUCAGGUAUAGUGUAACCAAAAUCAGCUAAACUUAAUCUGGUAAGACUCAAGAGAGGAUCUCUUGAUCUGCUAUAGACUAUAAGGGUUCCACGGUCUUAGUAGUAUAUCCCCGAUCUAAAGUAGCACCUUAGGAUUUGCAGACUGCAACAAUCAUCUUACGGAAUGAAGCAGUUGAGAGAAUUUCGCGACACAACCAGAGUCGCACUGAACAAUAGAAAUCGCGGGAUAGUCGGUGGGAAACAAGAUCUCAAACAUACUGCAGAAGCUAAUCGUCAAACGUUGGAUAGCGAUUUCCACCUGGAAAAUUGCUAUUCGGUUGAUGAGUAUUACGAGAACCAAUUGUGGGCUAUCCUUUGGAUAGUAAUUUAUCCAUUGGAUAGCACUUUCCACCUUUUUGACCGCAACUGGGACCAGAUGUCUUUCUGUAUAACGGCAAAAGUUUUGCUUACCGUAUUUAUUCGAUUAACUGCCCUGGGCGCUUAUUAAAUUUUUGGGCCUUGAGAGUGGGCGCUUAUUCAAGGCUGGGCGCUUAUUAAAUUUUCACCAUUUUCAUCAAGUGUAGUUUGUUUAUUUUGCAACAAAACCAUAAAUGGUAAUAACGAAACGCGAAGAUGUAACAAAGCAAGGUUACUGUGAAGUGGCCAAUUAAAUGAAACCUGAACACGAGUGGACGGGGCUUAAUUACGCGGGAUGACGUAGUCAGCCAGCGUCAUAAAUUCGGUUAUGCAUUCCUUUCGUAUUGUUUGGUAAUUAACUAGUACCAACGCAAUUUCCAUUUUUCAGAAUAUGAUAACGUUGGAUGUUACGACGAUACCAGCGAUCGAGCAAUUCCAUCCCUGGAGGGGAUGGAUUCUAUUUUGGACGGAGAGUUCCACGUUAGAAAAAAUGCUAUUGCCAAGUGUGCGGUUGCUGCAAUAAGAGCAGGUUACAGUAUGUUUGGUGUUCAGGCUGGCGGCUGGUGUGCAUCCAGUGCUUCAGCUCCACAGACUUUUGACAAAUAUGGGCAAUCUAACGACUGUGGAGCUGAUGGCGAAGGUGGACCUUGGGCCAAUCACGUUUAUUACAUCGAAGGUACGAUAUAAUGGUCGUAGAAAAAAAAAUACCGCUCCGGGGAGGAGCAUUGCCAACUAUGGGCUACAUAGGUUUAUUGUUCAUCCAAAAUAUUUCACCGUCUCUGAUUGGCUCCAAUCUUCCGGCCAUUUUUUCAUAAGCAAAUGGCAGUUAUCAUUUUUGGAAGAUGUGAGCAAUGUAUCAUCGAUGCGAUGGUAUAUUUAGGUUGUUCGAUCGUAUAUUAGCCUGAAAUCGAGGCUGCUUAAGUGACAGUAAAUUAAUAAACGGCGUUCUCGGCUUUCCAAAAAACUAAAGACUAAGUUUUCAACAUAGUGUACGAGAAUUUAUGCUCACUUUACUAGAACUAAGAAAUAUUUUGAAUGAAUAAUAAAACAAUUAUUGAAUUGGGCUUUCGUAUGAUGUUAAGAAUUAUGCUGAUCUCGGAGGCUGUUAUCCACCUCGGCCAAAAACAUUCUUCUCGACCUGCAUAAUUAUUCACAUGAGCCUCAGCGUCAUGCAAUAAUGAUGUUUAAUGUACCGCUCUGAGGGUUGUGGUUUCAAGCGGUUUAGUCUUGGAUAGGGUCAUAGAAUUCAGGGCGUUUUGGUCUAGAACUGGGUAUCAUUUUCCAGGAAACUGAACAAAUGGUUGAUAACUUUAGUCUGGACUUGGGAAACUGCGAAUUGACACCUAAAACAUGAAAUCCGAAAAUUCAAAUUUGCUGACAACUCAGUUUAAUAGCAAAAGCGUCGACUUUGGUAUUGUCUGGAAAUAGCGACUCAAGGAUGGGAAGGAUUUUGGGAGUUUUAAUAGUCAGGUAUAGUGUAACCAAAAUCAGCUAAACUUAAUCUGGUAAGACUCAAGAGAGGAUCUCUUGAUCUGCUAUAGACUAUAAGGGUUCCACGGUCUUAGUAGUAUAUCCCCGAUCUAAAGUAGCACCUUAGGAUUUGCAGACUGCAACAAUCAUCUUACGGAAUGAAGCAGUUGAGAGAAUUUCGCGACACAACCAGAGUCGCACUGAACAAUAGAAAUCGCGGGAUAGUCGGUGGGAAACAAGAUCUCAAACAUACUGCAGAAGCUGAUCGUCAAACGUUGGAUAGCGAUUUCCACCUGGAAAAUUGCUAUUCGGUUGAUGAGUAUUACGAGAACCAAUUGUGCGCUAUCCUUUGGAUAGUAAUUUAUCCAUUGGAUAGCACUUUCCACCUUUUUGACCGCAACUGGGACCAGAUGUCUUUCUGUAUAACGGCAAAAGUUUUGCUUACCGUAUUUAUUCGAUUAACCGCCCUGGGCGCUUAUUAAAUUUUUGGGCCUUGAGAGUGGGCGCUUAUUCAAGGCUGGGCGCUUAUUAAAUUUUCACCAUUUUCAUCAAGUGUAGUUUGUUUAUUUUGCAACAAAACCAUAAAUGGUAAUAACGAAACGCGAAGAUGUAACAAAGCAAGGUUUCUGUGAAGUGGCGAGUUAAAUGAAACAUGAACACGAGUGGACGGGGCUUAAUUACGCGGGAUGACGUAGUCAGCCAGCGUCAUAAAUUCGGUUAUGCAUUCCUUUCGUAUUGUUUGGUAAUUAACUAGUACCAACGCAAUUUCCAUUUUUCAGGAUAUGAUAGCGUUGGAUGUUACAACGAUACCAGCGAUCGAGCAAUUCCAUCCCUGGAGGGGAUGGAUCCUAUUUUGGACGGAGAGUUCCACGUUAGAAAAAAUGCUAUUGCCAAGUGUGCGGUUGCUGCAAUAAGAGCAGGUUACAGUAUGUUUGGUGUUCAGGCUGGCGGCUGGUGUGCAUCCAAUGCUUCAGCUCCACAGACUUUUGACAAAUAUGGGCAAUCUAACGACUGUGGAGCUGAUGGCGAAGGUGGGCCUUGGGCCAAUCACGUUUAUUACAUCAAAGGUACGAUAUAAUGGUCAUAGAAAAAAAAAAUACCGCUCCGGGGAGGAGCAUUGCCAACUAUGGGCUACAUAGGUUUAUUGUUCAUCCAAAAUAUUUCACCGUCUCUGAUUGGCUCCAAUCUUCCGGCCAUUUUUUCAUAAGCAACUGGCAGUUAUCAUAUUUGGAAGAUGUGAGCAAUGUAUCAUCGAUGCGAUGGUAUAUUUAGGUUGUUCGAUGGUAUAUUUGCCUGAAAUCGAGGCUGCUUAAGUGACAGCAAAUUAAUAAACGGCGUUCUCGGCUUUCCCAAAAAAGUAAAGACUAAGUUUUCAACAAAGUGUACGAGGAUUUAUGCUCACUUUACUAGAACUAAGAAAUAUUUUGAAUGAAUAAUAAAAGAAUUAUUGAAUUGGGCUUUCGUAUGAUGCGAAGAAUUAUGCUGAUCUCGGAGGCUGUUAUCCACCUCGGCCAAAAACAUUCUUCUCGACCUGCAUAAUUAUUCACAUGAACCAUUCAGCGUCAUGCAAUAAUGAUGUUUAAUGCACCACUCUGAGGGUUGUGGUUUGAAGCAGUUUAGUCUUGGAUAGGGUCAUAGAAUUCAGGGCGUUUUGGUCUAGAACUGGGUAUCAUUUUCCAGGAAACUGAACAAAUGGUUGAUGAUUUUAGUCUGGACUUGAGAAACUGCGAAUUGACACCUAAAACAUGAAAUCCGAAAAUUCAAAUUUGCUGAUAACUUAGUUUAAUAGCAAAAGCGUCGACUUUGGUAUUGUCUGGAAAUAGCGACUAAAGGAUGGGAAGGAUUUUGGGAGUUUUAAUAGUCAGAUAUAGUGUAACAAAAGUCAGCUAAACUAAAUCUGGUAAGAGUCAAGAGAGGAUCUCUUGAUCUGCUAUAGACUAUAAGGGUUCCACGGUCUUAGUAGUAUAUCCCCGAUCUAAAGUAGCACCUUAGGAUUUGCAGACUGCAACAAUCAUCUUACGGAAUGAAGCAGUUGAGAGAAUUUUGCGACACAACCAGAGUCGCACUGAACAAUAGAAAUCGCGGGAUAGUAGGUGGGAAACAAGAUCUCAAACAUACUGCAGAAGCUGAUCGUCAAGCGGUUGGAUAGCGAUUUCCAUCUGGAAAAUUGCUAUUCGGUGGAUGAGUAUUACGAGAACCAAUUGUGGGCUAUCCUUUGGAUAGUAAUUUAUCCAUUGGAUAGUACUUUCCACCUUUUUGACCGCAACUGGGACCAGAUGUCUUUCUGUAUAACGGCAAAAGUUUUGUUUACCGUAUUUAUUCGAUUAAAAGCCCUGGGCGCUUAUUAAAUUUUUGGGCCUUGAGAGUGGGCGCUUAUUCGAGGCUGGGCGCUUAUUAAAUUUUCACCAUUUUCAACAAGUGUAGUUUGUUUAUUUUGCAACAAAACCAUAAAUGGUAAUAACGAAACGCGAAGAUGUAACAAAGCAAGGUUUCUGUGAAGUGGCGAAUUAAAUAAAGCCUGAACACGAGUGGACGGGGCUUAAUUACGCGGGAUCUCGUAGUCAGCCAGCGUCAUAAAUUCGGUUGCGCAUUCCUUUCGUAUUCUUUGGUUAUUAACUAGUACCAACGCAAUUUCCAUUUUUCAGGAUAUGAUAGCGUUGGAUGUUACAACGAUACCAGCGAUCGAGCAAUUCCACCCCUGGAGGGGAUGGAUCCUAUUUUGGACAGAUUUUACACAGAUCGAAAAAAUGCUAUUGCCAAGUGUGCGGUAGCUGCAAUAAGAGCAGGUUACAGUAUGUUUGGUGUUCAGAAUGGCGGAUGGUGUGCAUCCAGUGCUUCAGCUCCACAGACAUUUGACAAAUAUGGGGAAUCUAACGACUGUCAAGCUGAUGGCGAAGGCGGACCUUUUGCCAAUCAUGUUUAUACUAUAAUAUAGAGCACCUCUAUGGAGACCAAGUCGCUUUCGUCGCGUGUUUUUCCCCAUUAUACUACUACAUGAGAAAUUUCUGCAAUUUGAUUGGCUUAGAGCAGUGGUAUUUCAGCUUAAUUUGAAAUACCUACAUGUGAAAAUUACAAAACCUUUGCGGGUAGUAGUAUAAACAAAUAAUAGCAUGAUUUGUACGUGAUAUUUGGCAUAAAUACCACUCGUGAUAUUUCAAAAUUGUCUCAAAUUUCACUCGCCUGACGCCUCGUGAAGUUACGUAUAACAAUUUCGAAAUAUCACGCGUGGUAUUUAUGCCAAAUAUCACUACAAAUCAUGCUAUUACCUAUACUAAUAGAGACCUUUAGAUUUGAGGAUUAGGACGAUUACGAGUACGAGAUGUGACUUAAAGUUUUUUCGCGUAUUCUCAAAAUAUAUAUAGACUUCCCGGAAAGCUUUAGUUUACCAUAUUUCGCUCGAAAAGUUAGCACUGUUAUCUUAAGUGAAGGAGGUUACGCGCUUUCUCGAUCGCAAAAUGAUAAAACUUCUAACAUUUGAUAACUCGUCUCCGCCAUUAAGACAUUCUCGCUAAAACUCGUAGUAGAAUGACGACGGCUACCACGUUUUCCCGCCAAAAUGACGCUAGCGCGAGCACUACUUAGUAUUGAGAAAAUCUCGUACUCGUAGUCGUACUCGUCUUAGAAUCUAAAGCUCUCUAAUGUAAGGGAACCCGGAUUCCGGAAUUCGGGAAAAUUUUGCUUGUGGAAUUCAGAAUCCUGGAUUUUGGAAUCCGGAAUCCCAUCAACGAUUGGAAUCCGGAAUCCAAGUUCCACUGACAAAGGAACCGGAAUCCAUGACGUGUAGUCUAUGCCAGAAUCCAAGACUGCCUUGGUCGAUUGCCUUACGUGCUCAUGGGGCGAGUUUUCCAUCAAAUCGUCUGGUUUUCAACGAAAUUGUCGCUUAUCAAGAGCAAGCUUGAGCAACCACGGCGAUGACGAAGGAAACGAGAAAAUACCGUAAAAUUCCGAAAAUAAGCCCCGGGGCUUACCUUUUUCAAAGGCCCUUUUUAAGGGGCUUAUUUAUCGAGGGGCUUAUAUUUGGAGGGGCUUAUCUACGGAGGGAAAUCGAUUGGGGUAGCCUUAUAGUUGAAGGCUGAGUUGAAGGUAAAUUUACCGUUUUUGCUUUGUUUUACUUUGUAUUUGAGGGCAAUUUUCCAAGUACGAGCCCCCCGGGGGGGGGGGGGGGGGGGGGGGGGUUAUAUUUGGUGAGACGAUUUAACGGUUGCGUUACCGGUUUGGGGGGCUUAUUUUCGGAAUUUUACGGUAAUAGUAGUAAUAAUAAUAAUAAUAACCUGUCGUAGUUAACACUACAGCUGCCCCCGCUCUGUAUAUUGUCGGUCAAUAGCAUUCUUGCUCGUUGUGUGUCCGUGAGAUAAAUACCGGAAAUAAAUAUAAAUAUAGGUGAGAUAAAUACAGGAAAUAAACGCAAGGUUCCAUGCACAGUUUCGGUUCAAUUUACACAGCUUUGAUCAAAACAUUCUCAGUUUCGAGAAUAGUUUAUUCUAAACCAUAAGAAAAGAUUUGAUUAGAAGUUUAAUUUUUCGUUAUUUCUAUUUCACUUUUUACGUUAAGUUCAUUUUAUUUGCUGGAAAGUAAGCCUUAGAAAUUAGAAGGACGUUUGAUCAAUUCACGCUCGCGCAUUCUAGUCUUAUUUUAAAGUUAUAUAGUGGAAGGACAUCUGUGAGCAGGGAAUAAGUCAGCACAGAAUUUGAUGGUCGGCGAAUUUCUGUAAUCAUCCAUCGUUCUGCUAGUGAUAAGCUAGCCGUUGAAUCGUUCACUCGUCUUGCUUGUUUGGGGCCGAGUCUUAUUCCGGUCAAAGAAAGAGGAAGAGUGUCUGGCAAGGUUUCCAAUCAAAGAUUUGUGACCUCGUGUCUGGCAAACUCACUUUGUGUUAAAAUAUACACUGUUAUACGCACAUUAGUCACCUUAUAACUUCAUCUGCGCUUAACGAGUGUCUUUUGGUCCAUAACUUUCAUAACAACUCCUGCACAGAAUGUCACUGAUAACACGUAACGCAAAAGAGUAUCGAAGUAUGACUGCACAAUAGACUGCAAAACAGUCCGCAUUUUUGCGUCUUCAAGUACGCGCGAGCAGUCAAACAAAAGGUCUGGAACGAGGCUGAAAACAGAGACGCUCACAAGCCUUACGGGUCUGUGAGGCUCGCGCGCUUCGCGCGUGUAAGACUGUUACGCCACGCUUUACCGAUUUCUUUACUGAUUUUGAGAAAAAAAAAACGACUGUUUUGCAGUCUAACAAUUAAUGUCACAAAAUCUACCUAUUGUAAGCGGUCCCUUCGGGAUUUUUUGUGUUUUACGUCAUCCUAACCAUUUCGUACUUGCGGGCGGAAACAAUAGAAACGUCAUCAUUACCUACCGAUUCCUCGCGGCCCCUGUUCAAGCAAAUCGAGAUUUUUUCUAUAUUGACUUUAUGACUGUAUAUUUCAACUGUAAGUACUUUCCUUAAUAUACGCGCGAGUUACUAGAGUGCAUCCUCGGGAUUUCGCCUUCUGGGCGAAAUCCCUGCGGGGGCAAUAAUAAUAAUAAUAAUAAUAAUAAUAAUAAUAAUAAUAAUAAUAAUAAUGAUUCAGUGAAUUCCACCUGCAAACUUAUUGAUAUGACUGUUCCAUCAGAUAGAAACAUCGCACUCAAGGAAACUGAAAAAAAAUGCAUGUACAAAGACCUAGAACUAGAAAUACAGAGAAUGUGGCAUAUGAAAACCGUAGUGAACCCUGUGGUUGUUGGUGCGCUUGGUACAGUGAAGAAGGGUAUGGUAGAAAACAUCAAGAAAGUAUCAGAAAGAGCUAAUAUGACAAAGAUUCAAAAGAUCUGCAUGCUGGGAUCUGCACGAAUCCUCAGAAAGGUGCUCAGUGUAUGAACAGAAUGAUUGACUUGAGUGACUGACGCUCUAGGUGCAUGGUUUGCGCCCGGCUGAUGCACAAAAAGAACACCAGCAAAGACUGUGAUAAUAGAGACAAUAAUAAUAAUAAUAAUAAUAAUAAUAAUAAUGUGAUAUUAUUAUAAAUAUGUUUUUAGUAGAGAUAGCGAAGGUUUUACAGAGUAUCAGACUUUAAUAAUAUUCUAAAUUGGCUUUUUAAGUAGAGAGAUUUAUGUCACUAUGUAUAAGCUUUUAGUAGAGAUAGCGAAGGUUUUACAGAGUAUCAGAAUUUAAUAACAUUCUAAAUUGGCUUUUUAAGUAGAGAGAUUCAUAUCACUAUGUCUUUUAGGAUUGUAUUAGGUUUCGUAUCGACCCUUUUUUACUUCUAAGUAUAGCUUCUCAAGUGGUGUAGGUUACGCUAUGCGCCUUAUACUACUCAUAAUGUGGACAGCAUUCCAAAGUUUCAUACUGCGACAUAAUAAUAAUAAAACAGGUUAAAUAAGCGAAACAAAGACUCUGAAAGUGCGCACAUUUUUUGACAGAUUUCUUUGCCAUCAUUGCACUACUAUCGUUGUCAUACUUGAUCUGAAUAGCAAUGCGAUCGUCGCGUUAAUUUUUAAGAUCGUCCUUUAACCAAUAGCGAUCGUCGCGACUUUGAUUUCGUCGGAAUAAAGAGCCUUCAUAUAAAAGACGCAAGAAUAGAAUGUCUUCCGGCUCCCGGUCGGUUCAAAAGACUAGUUUUAUAGUACGUACGGUCCACCGGAUAAUUCACUAUAUAUCCGCUUGAUAUACGUAUUAGGGAAACCAAUUGUGUUAUCCACUAGACAGAGGUUUAUCUAGUGGAUAGCGCACCCGGGUAAAGAUCAGUAGAGAAUGAUUUGUUAACGUUCCGCAAUAAAGAGAAAUUAUAUAAUAGACUACUCAUUAAAAUAGCUUGUAAAAACUCUUGAUGAUCAAGUUGAUAAAACAGUUACUACAUAGUUGAUUCCAAAUCAGUACAAAAAAAUUAUCAAUCAACACAAAAUUGUGUACAAAUUGUAUCACUUAAUUAAAUUCCAUUUUACCGAUACAAAAACAACCCGAAAAAGAAUGAUUAAAGAGUAAGGAAUUUCAGAGUAUUCGAAUAUUAUAUUUUGACACUUUUCCCCUCCCCCCUUAUUUUAUAAGCUUUUUUAGAUCUACUCAAUACCAGGGUGAUUUCGUAAUUCGUGCUUUUUAAAUACCCCCCGCCCCUUUUUUUCUAUUGACACAACAGAGUGUGUAACCGCGAGCGACCUCUGGACUCUCUUUUAAUCAGGCUAAUCACAUAAGCACAAGACAAGAAAAAAUAAACGGAUAUUUUUUGUAUGAGCUUUGAGAGAGGUUUUAUUAGUACUUACGAUAAAAUCUCUUCCUGGCUUGGUUCAGUUGACUUGCGAUACAGCAGUAAAUUUAUAAUCAAUGAGUACAUUAAAGCGAGAAAAUUCAUGUUCUCUUAUAUCGAGGAUCAUCGGUCUGCUAUUCAAUGACCACUGCUUUGCAUAUAGGAUUGUCUGGAUUUUGAGGGUAUUUCUUUGACCAGUAAAUGUAAUGCACCCAGACAUUCAUCUUAGUGAACUUUGCUCGCUAGAAGUCAAAAAAAAAAAGUGAGGGUCACAUGCACCUUAGAGCAAGGAACAAACAAACAAACAAUAAUAAUAAUUUAAUAGUAAUAAUUAUAAAUAAUUAUAAUAGUUAUUAAUUGUUAUUUUCAUCAACACAUAAUAGGAUAAAUCAUAAGAAGAUAUCUUAAAGUCAUCAAAUAACGUUUCUGUUAGGCGGCAUUUCCUUGUUUGAACAGAAAGUAAAAUUACUUAAUAGAUAAAUGAGGCACUGAAGAAUGGGCGGUCAAUUGCUGUUAUAAUAACUAAUAAGUAAUAACAAUAAUAAUAAUAAUAAUAAUAAUAAUGAUAACAAUAAUAAUAAUUAAGAAGAAGAAUGUUAAUGAUAAGAUAAUAAUAACAAGUAGGGGAGGGGUAGGUGGGUAGUUUCCCAGAAACUUACAUUGAUCCAGGUACGUCACUUUGAAUUCAUUUACCAUGAUCGUGCAUGGUGCUCGAGGAAACGUGGAGCAUUGAGUGGCAGGGGUUUUGUUCUUUCUCUGUUAUAGCUCUUAGGCCAGUAAUAAGUAAUCUGAAUUUGUUUUUUUCGAGAAAAGUAAGAAUAUACGUUUUCGGAGUCGGAGUCUCAAAAUGGCCUCAUGUUCAACCCGAAUUUCGUUAACAUUAACUAUCCUCGUGUUCGCCGGGUUUGCAAACAAAGCCGCACGGAGAAAUUUAGACGUCACUUAACAUCAACAGAACAACUCUUUUUCUUUCACCUGACACUUUCGUGCAACUUGCGCGAGACUCGUAAAACUGAAACUUACAUCCAGAUCUUUGCAGUUGGUGUCUCGCAUCUUGGUGUCUGUACAUGGCAAAGUUUUGUUGAUAGGUAUUUCCAAAUCGUAAAAUCCAGAGGGACUCGUGCAUUCGUCCUUCCCCAUCAUCAAGCCAUUAACUCCUGGACCGUUCAGUGGGUGGCUGCACAUUGGUUCAAACCGUUUGUCGUCUUCGUCCACGCAAUAAUGAGCCUCUGAAAAACGAUUUUGGUUUUUUAAGUAGUGAUCUAGCCUGGGUAACCGUCGAGAUUAGCGGGCCAAUGCUUUUUUUUGACGGUGGAGCCGAGAGAAGAUUGGGGGAACAAGUCAACGGCUCCAUCGCCAAGGAAGUAACCCCGCGCAUGAUAAUAGGGGCUUUAAGAAACCUCUACUACGGCGGUCGUGGAUGCAGAGACCUGGGGAGAGUACAUCACCCUCGUCCGCCAAAUUUCAGCUUUAAGCAGGUGGCACCCAAACAGUGACUACGGGGUUUCUCGCUCAUUUGCUUUCGCUGCUAGUAAAACGCAUGGAAGAUGUAAUUAGUAAACUGGAAAGCCAAAAGCAUCAAAUGUUUUCUUGAUAAAGAGAAAACAAUCUAUGAAAGGUUUUAAAACCAGUGUUACUUAUUAUAAUCAUUAUUAUUAUUUACUACCUUUACUCACUUGUAAAACCACUUAGAUAUUAUUGUUUUACUUUCUUAACACUUAAUCACAACUCCAACAUGGCCGCUCCACGCAAGGGCUAACCUGCUUAGCAUAAUGUACACGUGACGCCUAACACGUGACCUAUACCUUGAUAAUUACUAGUUACUUACUGCAUUUGCCAGGUUCCUCUUUAGUCUCUGCACUUCGUUCCAUUACUGAUUUGAAAACGAUCAAAUUUGAGGUCUCUAAAAUUCGUUAUUGGCUGUUGAUAUUGCUUGAUCUGGCUAUCACCCGGAAGACUUGACAAAACAGUUGUUAGUGAAUGUUUAUAACAGCUUCAAAAAUGCUUGAAAUAAGAAGCAAAAAUAACCAGGGCUGAUGCUCUGCGCCUGUGCCAAUUUUAACCUGAAGUAUGCAUCGGUCCUGCCACAUAUUAAUGGCAGCCAAUUUAUACUGAAGCUCGAUCGUCACAAGCUAGUUAAUAUUAAACAUUGAAUAGUUGCAAAUCUUGCAACCCAACAAGAACUCACGGAGAAAGUGUUCCAGACUAUUCCCCACCCUUUGUACCACUGUUGGGUCUCUACCUGUCGCCCCAUGUAAAGGAAUCCAGCACAGUCUUGGAUUGUGGAUUCCACAUUCCAGGUACUGCAUUCCAGUGUUUGUCAGUGGAACUUGGAUUCUGGAUUAAGUGGGAUUCCGGAUUCGUUGAGCUGAUUCCGGACUCCGUAGCCUAG
Messenger RNA from Porites lobata, 19550 nucleotides. Lineage: Eukaryota; Metazoa; Cnidaria; Anthozoa; Scleractinia; Poritidae. The record is from the annotation of a GenBank genome assembly.